AUGGCUGAACCAAUCCCUGCUGAGGAGCAAUUCAACUAUGAGACCUUCCGCGACUGCUUGAGCGAGCCUGUCCUCAAAGCUCUCGCUGCACCGGUCGAGAAACCGAAACCGAAGAAGAAGAGACAUGCAAAAAAAGGGUCAAGGAGCGGGAGAAGUGAAGUUGUGAAGCAGGAAUCUACACAGACAGAUGUCAAUAAGAGCGAGGAAGCUGGAGGAACAGACGCGGAAGACUUGGGCGAAUUCAUCGAAUACCUAAGCACUUUGAUCUUCCCAUACCUACCCCCCGAACUGCGCACGCUCACGCACUCCAUUUUCAAAGACUCGCCCACCCUCCAAGACGUCUACACAACCCCCCUCUCGGCCUCAACGUACACCAACCUCCUCCAAUGCAUCCCGCCCACCGCAAUCGACAGUCUAGAAAGCUACGGUCUCCUUCCACCCACCUCCGACACAAUCGACCAACACAACCUACUCACUCCACUCUUCACCACGUACAUUUCUGCUGUCACCGCACCACCGCCUAUAUGGAGCAGCACGCGCACCACGGCGUGUGAACUCUGCGGCAGAGACUGGGUACCGUUGACAUACCACCAUCUUAUCCCUAAAGCGGCGCAUGCGCGCGUGAGGAAGAGGGGGUGGCAUACAGAGGAUAAGCUGAAUAGUGUGGCAUGGUUGUGCAGGGCUUGUCAUAGUUUUGUGCAUAGGUUGGCUGGGAAUGAGGAGCUGGCUAAGAGUUUUUAUACGGUUGAGUUGAUACAGAUGGGAGGCGUUGAGGAGGAUGUCGAGAAGAGGGAAAGUGUUGAGGGGUGGGUUAAAUGGGUUGGAGGGGUGCGAUGGAGGAGUCGGUAA
This is a messenger RNA of Alternaria atra, 849 nucleotides long. RefSeq lists its product as uncharacterized. The transcript has 2 exons. Lineage: Eukaryota; Fungi; Ascomycota; Dothideomycetes; Pleosporales; Pleosporaceae. The record is from RefSeq and is a predicted model, not a curated record. The coding region runs from base 1 to 849 and encodes 282 amino acids.